Morus notabilis is the source of this 414-nucleotide messenger RNA. Its product is annotated as EPIDERMAL PATTERNING FACTOR-like protein 1. Gene Ontology annotation, biological process: guard cell differentiation; stomatal complex development. The coding region runs from base 4 to 390 and encodes 128 amino acids. Lineage: Eukaryota; Viridiplantae; Streptophyta; Magnoliopsida; Rosales; Moraceae. The transcript is spliced from 3 exons. The record is from RefSeq and is a predicted model, not a curated record.
UUCAUGCUCAAUAUUACCAUGAUAUAUUCACUCUUUCCCCAUUUCACCACUAUUAUUAGAUUCAUUACGCUUCUUAUUUUUGUUCUUCUUUGUUCACCUUCUUGCUUUUGCACUCGUCAACCGCAGCCCUUGACUUCUUCUAAGGGUUUGUUGGUUGGAGAGAAAACCCGGCUCGGUUCAAUGCCACCGAGCUGCCACAACAAGUGCAACGCGUGCCAUCCGUGCAUGGCGGUCCAGGUCCCAACCCUGCCGAGAAGCGAACCGGUUCGGCCGAACCUGGACCGGGCUGUCGACCCGGUCGUGUUCUUUGACUCGCCUCGUAACAAGUACUCCAAUUACAAGCCUCUUGGUUGGAAAUGCCGUUGUGGUAAUCACUUUUUCAAUCCUUAGUGAAACCACUAAAAUGAAGGGGGG